ACCGGAAUUWCCCGGAACUGUGUGCGGCAAAUGUACAGGAGGAAACACAUGGCCAGGCACGCUUAUCAACUGCAUAAUAUAGAUCAAAAUAUUGUAUUAAACAUCUGGCUGCUUUACAUUCUAAUUGAAUAUAGUAUAUUUUAAUAGCCCGRCGAGUUAUCUCAGUUCGUUCAUCAUGACGUUGAUGUGCUACAACAAAGGUUGCGGACAACGAUUUGACCCAGACGACAACCCUGGUGAUGCCUGUACCUUUCACCCUGGUGUGCCAGUUUUUCACGAUGCGCUUAAGGGCUGGUCCUGCUGCACGAGACGCACCACAGACUUCUCAGACUUCCUCAGCAUAGAGGGCUGCAGCAGAGGUAUCCAUAACAGAGAGAAGCCAGCGGAGCCGAUCAGGCCGGAGGUGACGAGCUCGGAGGGGAGGAGAGAGAAGGGGGAGGAGCUAAAGCCUCGUGGUGACCCCUAUAUCAUUCAGGCUCCUAAACCACUGGAGCUGAUACACCGACCCAGUGGUGAUGAGCCCCUGGCCAGACUUCAGCAGAAGGUGUUCUCCUCUCUGAGACAGGCGCUGGAGAAACUCCAGCUGGCAGAGAACAGCCAACCUCACAACACAGAGGAAGAGGAGGUGAAGAUUAGCACGUGCUGUAAGAAUGGAGGCUGCUCCAAGUCUUUCUCUGGUCCAGGGAGUAACGAGGAAUGUAAACACCACCCUGGAGUCCCCAACUUCAACGAGGGGGUGAAGUUCUGGAGCUGCUGUAGGAGGAAGACGUCUGACUUUAACUGUUUCCUGGCCCAGGAGGGCUGCACCACAGGAAGUCACCUCUGGAGGAAACCAGACAAGGGGAUGAAGGUGGUACCGUGUAGGUUUGAUUGGCACCAGACAGGCAGCCAGGUCAUCAUCUCGAUCUAUGCCAAGAACUCUCUCCCAGAGCUCAGCUAUGCAGAGGCCAAUGGCACCACGGUGAUCAUCCAUGUGGUCUUUGAGGGAGAGAAGGAGUUUGAGCAGAAGAUCAACUUAUGGGGGGUGAUCGAUGUGAGUAGCAGCGUGGUGAACAUGAUGUCUUCCAAGAUGGAGAUCUCUCUGGGGAAGGAGGAGCCAAUCACCUGGGCCCGUCUGGACCUGCCCUCUCCCACAGACACGCCCACUGAGGGGGGGAAAGGGAUCGGAAAGGGGGAUGUGUAGAACUAGACAGAGAAUGAAAUCUGGUACAUGCUCCCCCCAUAUGUGUUAAUGAACCUGUUGAAGAUGGGCUGAGAGCAGUAUGUAUAUCGUACAUACGCAGGACUUUCUGUAUUUUUCUGACAUUCUGCGGAGGCUAAACUUCACUGAAACACUGUCUGAAGGCAAUAACCAUCAGGUCUUCCUCCUCACUUGAAAAGAGAUGCAGGCAUCCCUCAUCAGGAUCUGUAGCUAAGGAGCAAUUGGGGACAGCCAGUCAGAAUGUAAACUGUUCUCACUCACACACACCAGAGGAGGACGGGCUCAUUGUAAUGGCUGGAAUGAAUUGAAUAGAGUCAAUGUGGUUUCCAUAUGUGUUUGUGUGUGGAAUAAAUGAAAAGGUAUCACAGUCCUCCUGUUCUUUGUCAAUUGCAUUUGAGACUAUUUGUGCCAUUUAUUGAUAUCUAUUGCCUUCCAGAAAAUGUAACCUGUCAAAUGAAGUUCUCUUGCUUUAACAGUCUUUGUUUUACAGUACUUCUGUGAUUUAGUUUCACUCUUUGCUUUCUGUAGUUAGCUUUAUUUGCCUUGUUUUGUAUGAAAACAAUGUGCUCUCCCACAAACUUAAUAAAACUCUGAACCUACAUUGUAA
Molecule: messenger RNA, 1808 nt
Organism: Salvelinus sp. IW2-2015
Lineage: Eukaryota; Metazoa; Chordata; Actinopteri; Salmoniformes; Salmonidae
Product: cysteine and histidine-rich domain-containing protein 1
Source: RefSeq, a predicted model, not a curated record